UUCGCCGCCUAAGCAAGAGCCGCUGCUGCUCUCCUCCUCUUUCUCUAUACACAUGUGUAACGAGAUACGAUUCGGAGUCGAGAGGAGCCGUAUUUUACUCUUGUUUCAUUAAAGUCUUUCCUUGAAAGGCCAGUGCACAGUGACUCCGAUAUUACAUUAUAACAAUCAUUUAUACGAAGUGCGAAUAAUAUUUACGUGCCGCGUUCAGUGCGACACGAACGAAGCGUCGAUGCUCUUCGUGACGAAUUAAAGAGCCGUUACAGCCGCGGAGAUAACAACGCGCAGAGAGGAGAGCCUCGAGCUCGUAAAGAAGCAGCAGCAUUCAAGGCGGCGAGACGAGCAAACGACGUCGAAAAAAUGCCAGGACACCGUCAGCCAAGCAGCUUGGAAUGCCUGAGCUUGCAGAAGGUCUGCCAGGUCCUCGACGGGACGUGCCGCCGACUGCAGGUGCGCUCGCAGCAGUCGUCCGUCGCGCAAGUGCUCGAGUACGCCCAGCGCAAGAUCCGACCGUACUACGCCCAGGCGCUGACGGCCCGGCUGCGCUCGCAGGUGAUCGAGGAGACGUCGCGCAUGCUCUACGGGCCGUCGAGCGACGGCACCACCCUCAUAUCCGGCCCGGCGCCCCUCUACCUGCUGGCGCUGCUCCUCGAGCACGACAUACGCCGGCUCAAGGUGAAUCUCUGCUGCUACUACGGCUGCAGCCAUCAGACGUCGCUGCUGCAGCUGCUGGCGCGCGAGGGCAAGGGCCUGGAGUCGCUCGAGCUCGCACGCUCGGCCCUGCUCAGACUCGACUGCAAGCUCUUGAAGACGGCCCUGCACAGCAUGGAGAAUCUGCAGCGGCUGACGCUGCGAAACAUCGCCAGCGACUCGGUGCUCCAGGUGAUCGGCAAGGCCUGCCCGAGGCUCGUCGUGCUCGACGUGGCCUGCUCGCGCCAGGUCACCGACAAGGGCCUCGAGAAGCUGCUCGUCUACGUGGAGUACCGCAACAAAACCAUGGAGCAGGAGGAGGCCAUGUUCCCGCGUAGCCACCGAUCGACCAGUUGGCUGCGCUUCAAGGCCUUCGUGGCGAAGCUCAAGCCGCGCAAGUCGUCCCGAUUCAAGGACUCGGUGCUGCUGGACAAGCUCGAGACGCGGAAUCCGCUCUGCGACACGCUGCGGGUGCUCAACGUGGCCAACACGGGCAUCACGAGCGCCGGCGUGCUGCUGGCCCUGGUGCACGUGCCCCAGCUCGAGUCGCUGGCCGAGUACUCGCACAUGGGCCGCGUCGUCGAGAUGAUGAACCGCGGCAGUCUGCUCGACUUCAAGCAGCCGUUCAGCCUGACGUCGGCGCGCAGCUGCCGGACCACCCCGACGAGGCUGGAGUUGCUGGCGCAGGCCUGUCCGCGCGUCGAGAAGCUGCACAUCUCCGAGCCGCAUCAUCCGCCCGACGCGCUCAGGCUGUUCCCGUACGUCACGUCGCUCAGCGUCCACGGCAUACCCGUGCAGAAGGAGUGGCUCGACGGCUUCUACGGCUAUCUGCGCACCAACGGCCCGCUGCUCAAGCAGCUGCACAUGCGGGUGGAGCAGAGCGACAAGCCGCUGGACAUCGAUCUGCGACUGAUACUCUCGAGCUGUCCGAAUCUGCGGGUCUUCUCCAAGGACGGCUCGAACGUCGUCUGGUCGACGAGUCAGCAGGCCGCCGAUCCACCGCCUCUGAAGUACCUCAGGAGCGUCCAGCUCGGCCGGACCGUCUCGGCCCUGGCGAUCACGAAGAUCUUGGCUCUCUGCCCGGAGCUGAGCUCGCUGCACGUGCACAGCUGCUUCGACCUGACCAACGAGCAGCUGGAAAUUUUCCUGGGCGAGCCUUCGGUAAAGUCAACGUCGUCGUCGACGUCGUACGGUGCCGCAGGUCUGUCGCUGCAUCAGCUCCUGCCCCAGUACGAGCUCAACAACAGCUUGGUGAGGAACCUCGAGUGCUUCUACAUCUACGAGGCGAGCAAGAUCUCGGCCUCCACGGUGCUGAGCAUGUUCAAGAGCUGCGGCAAGCUGCGGAAAAUCGGCAAUCUCGCCAACUGGGGCCUCGACUGCGAGGGCGUGCAGACCCUCAGGAACACCUUCGUCAAGGCCAAUCUCGACGUCGACCUGUGUCCCGGCUCGCACUGGUUUUGGAACGAUUGCAUCCGAUAGGAGCGACGAUAAUAACGUCGUAUACUGCUUUUCCACGCACACACGACAUACGCGCUCGAGAUAUAAUAACACAGGCCUACUGUACGCGAAAACUUUCACGAGCGAAAGUUUACGAGGCUCUGCGAAUGAGAGAGCUUUUGGCGCUGCGAAAGAUUCGUCGUCGACGUUUCGACGGCGAGGAAACAAUAAUAGCACGAGGGGGGCGCGGUCCGUCAUCAUCGCCUUCCACCCGACCAAUUCGAUCGCGAUCACAGUAUUAAACGCAUAGCGCCAGAUUAACGAUGAGCCAUGCAAUUACAGCCGAUGCGCACUCGUGCAUUUACACAACGUAAUAAUGUUAAUAAUAAUUAUAAUAAUACCAUCGCGAAUGGUACAGUGAUAUAUAUUUGUAUUUUUAGAAGUUAGAAAACAACACAUUCACACGAGUUCAGAUGGGCCAUAUACCGUGUGACCUAUGUUUAACUCGAGCUAUAUAAUAAAUAACAAUUCAUCAUGUAAGAUGCGUUUUUCUAAUAUGCUUUCUCUGCUGGGACACUUUUAAAGAAAAAGAAAAUCGAAAGUGCCCAAGUCAUGUAUUCGUAUUGUUCGUUCAACGAUUUGUAAUUUAAGCAUCAUUGAGCCUCUUGGAGUAUGGGCCAAUAUUAUCGUUAUUGUUUAAAUGUCAUUAUUUAAUCUCGUAAUUGAAUGCACACUUUAUUUGCGCCAAGAAAAUAAUAUAUAUGCUUUAAUUCGCUGUAGUGUCCAAAAUAUAUGCAGUACCAGCUGGAAUAAAGCAAUCAUGUAUUUCAUCGUACUAUUGUAUACGUGUAUGAAAAUUAUUUCAUAGAUUAAAAUAUCAUCGAAUUGUUAUUAGAUGUAAGAAAUGGCGAUUGUAAUCAACUAAUAUAAUAAUUUUUUGCAUUUAUAUUUGAUUAGUCAAGAGGAAAAAAAAUAUCGA
Messenger RNA from Trichogramma pretiosum, 3103 nucleotides. RefSeq lists its product as uncharacterized. Gene Ontology annotation, cellular component: SCF ubiquitin ligase complex. The coding region runs from base 358 to 2166 and encodes 602 amino acids. The transcript is spliced from 2 exons. The record is from RefSeq and is a predicted model, not a curated record. Lineage: Eukaryota; Metazoa; Arthropoda; Insecta; Hymenoptera; Trichogrammatidae. Gene Ontology annotation, biological process: SCF-dependent proteasomal ubiquitin-dependent protein catabolic process.